AUGAUUAAUCAGACGUUAGCGAGGAGCGUUGGAACGAAAUUAAAGUUACCUGUCAUUCAUGUUUACUACAAAACCCUAUCGACUAUAAGCAGGAAUACGUCGUUGUGCGUUUACCAACCGAUAUUGACUAAUACAAAUCUAGCACGAUGUUGUUCGGUGAGCAGCAAGGUCCUCAUUACCAAACAGACCAAACCUGUGGACCAACCAAAGAACACGGUCAUCAGCACGAUUAAACCAUACUUAGAACUUAUGCGAUUCUCUAGACCCACUGGAUGGUUGCUUUUAUAUUGGCCAUGCACUUGGAGUAUUGCUUUAGCUUCAACUGCAGGCGAACUUCCCGACUUUCAAAUGCUCGGUUUGUUUGGUCUGGGAGCAGUCAUGAUGCGAGGGGCUGGCUGUACAAUAAAUGAUAUGUGGGACAAAGAUAUUGAUAAAAAAGUUGAAAGAACAAAAAAUCGACCUCUUGUGAUUAAAUCGUUAAGCAUGUUUGAUGCAUGGGUGUUCCUUGCUGGUCAGUUGGGUCUCAGUCUUAUCGUUUUGUUGCAGUUAAAUUUGUAUACUAUUGUGGUUGGCGCUAGUUCAUUAGUAUUAGUUACAUUAUAUCCACUUAUGAAACGGAUAACAUAUUGGCCACAAUUUGUAUUGGGCCUAACUUUUAACUGGGGUGCUUUAUUAGGCUGGGCUGCUAUUCACUCUUCAAUUGACUUCACCGCCUGUCUUCCUUUGUAUGCAGCUGGUGUUGCGUGGACACUUUUCUAUGAUACCAUUUAUGGUCUUCAAGACAGAAAAGACGACAACAAGCAUGAUAUUUACUCCACCGCAGUCUUGUUUGGUUCAAAAUCAAAAUUUUGGUUGUCAUCUUUUGCAACCAUGUCAUUGAGUAGUCUAAUCACUUGUGGUGUUAAUACUGGACAAACAUGGCCCUAUUAUUUAGCAGUUGGUGCUGCAGGCGCUCAUAUGUUUAAUCAAGUACGCACGUUGGAUAUAUACAACCCUAAAGAUUGCGGGAAUAAAUUUGUGUCCAAUAACCAUAUUGGUUGGAUCAUGUUUUUGGGGAUAGCAUUAAGUACUUUAUUACAAACAUCUGAUGAAAGUGAUAACGAAAAUAUGAAUUUAAUACCCAACUAA
Messenger RNA from Macrosiphum euphorbiae (potato aphid), 1128 nucleotides. NCBI's taxonomy places the organism in Eukaryota, Metazoa, Arthropoda, Insecta, Hemiptera, Aphididae. The record is from the annotation of a GenBank genome assembly.